AUGGGUAAACUUCACUCGAAACAUGCUGCGAUUUGUAAACCGAGGGAAAGUCCGGAGGGUGACAGUUUUGUAGUUAAUGCCUGUUUGGCAAGGAAAGGAAUUGACGAUUGGCUGGUGAAACAGAAAUACUAUUGCACGGGCUCGCGGCUUGAGCAACAGGACUGUCACCACACGAAUAAGUGCGGCUUGUCUACUCGGGAUGUGUUGGACAAGGCGUGUGCAGAGGGGAUCAGUGAUGAACAUUACCGUUUAGAAGUGGCUCUGCCCCCGGAGAAGACGGUGGACAGUUGCUGUGUGGAGGAGAAGAUGCAGGGGAGAGCGAGCCAGGCGCCCACAGGCACACAGAAACAGCUCCAGUUUGAAGAGCUUGAGUGUGCCGUCUCUGUAGAGGAAGACAACAGACAGGAGUGGACGUUCACGCUGUAUGAUUUUGACAACAAUGGCAAGGUCACCAGAGAGGACAUCACCAGCCUGCUCCACACCAUCUAUGAGGUGGUCGACACGUCGGUCAACCAUUCCCCCAGCAGCAGCAAGACACUGCGGGUCAAGCUCUCCGUGGCCCCCGACUCCAGCCAGCGCUGGCGGAGCUGCACUCAGGGCCCCGCAGAUAUGCCCCACCCCAGAACCAAGACUGACAAGUGCAUUGAAGACCUUAAAAGUGCAGAGAAGAAGUCUCGAGCCCUCCUCAGGCGCCAUCACAGUGACCACCACACUAUCCAGCACCAGGUUCUGACCCAGCAGGGUCAGAGUCGGGGCUGCCAGCGCCACUGUGUGGAUGAGAACCUGGAGCGCAGGAACCACUACCUAGACCUGGCCGGCAUCGAGAAUUACACAUCCCGCUUUGGAGCAGCCCCCACCACAGAGCCUGUGAAAGCAGAGCCACAGACCCGACCAUCGAACCAGACCAGGUCUCGCUCUCAUGAACCAGAGAACGGCCACACCUACUCCCACCACCAUCGAUCACAGGUGGCCAUGGAGAGCAGCACCGCCCCAGGCCCUGACACCCUUUGUCCCCCACGACCGAGUAAAGACUCAGGUAAACACGCCCUGCGCUCCCCCAAGACCCACAGCCGGACGCACCCCACACAGACCACCACGGGCAGGGUGAUGAGGAGCAGAGGGGCCCCACCUCCCCCGGCCCUACCCAGCCAAGCACCCCCUCACCAGUCCUCAGCCCCCUACCGCAGGCACAAGCAGAGGGCCAAGGAGGGCCAACAGCAGUACCGGGCCCUGGGGGCUCCAGUGGGGUCUGUGGUGGAGAAGGAGCAGGUGAGGGUCCUACCCAGUGUGCUCCUCUAUGAAGGAGGGCUGGCCCAGAUGGUUCAGAGGCACGAGCAUCAUCACCACCAUGAACACCACCACCACUACCACCACUUCUACCAGUCCUGAGUCAGCCAGCCAGCCAGCUCCCUGCCCUGCUGCCCCCGGCCCCAGAGCACCUUCUCACAGCCCCACCUCAACCUGGCUCCACUGCCAGGCCAGUAGACUCUACAGACAGACAGGCCCCUCCCACACAGCACAGCAACAGCACAGCCAGAACUUUGUCACUGUCAGGGGGAGUUGGGUCUUGCAUGGCCCCGUGGACUAAGAGGACAGGACAUCAAGAGGAGUUGGACAGACAAGGGGAGGUGCAGGGUGAAGAGGGUUAUAAUGGGGUUGUCCAGGCAUGAAGAGUCCCUGUGAGGCAGCGGGACAGUGUCUUGGUCUUCAGGCGUGCCAGGAACCAGGAGCAGGACACGAUAGAGGGAUGUAACAGGGGAGCCUGAGAUGAACAGAAGGAGAAAAGAGACUUGGCUGUAAUCCUUCAGAGGACUCCUCUCAUCCCUCUCUGUCUGUCUGGUUCUCUGAAACCCUUUACUCUGAUG
This is a messenger RNA of Salvelinus namaycush (lake trout), 1865 nucleotides long. RefSeq names its product protein naked cuticle homolog 1-like. NCBI's taxonomy places the organism in Eukaryota, Metazoa, Chordata, Actinopteri, Salmoniformes, Salmonidae. The transcript has 10 exons. Gene Ontology annotation, cellular component: cytoplasm. The record is from RefSeq and is a predicted model, not a curated record. Bases 1 to 1389 code for a protein of 462 amino acids. Gene Ontology annotation, molecular function: calcium ion binding. Gene Ontology annotation, biological process: negative regulation of Wnt signaling pathway.